Helicoverpa zea (corn earworm) is the source of this 4912-nucleotide messenger RNA. Its product is annotated as calcium/calmodulin-dependent protein kinase kinase 2. Gene Ontology annotation, molecular function: calcium/calmodulin-dependent protein kinase activity; ATP binding; calmodulin binding. Bases 435 to 1976 code for a protein of 513 amino acids. Gene Ontology annotation, cellular component: cytoplasm. The transcript is spliced from 11 exons. Gene Ontology annotation, biological process: intracellular signal transduction; positive regulation of protein kinase activity; protein phosphorylation. Lineage: Eukaryota; Metazoa; Arthropoda; Insecta; Lepidoptera; Noctuidae. The record is from RefSeq and is a predicted model, not a curated record.
UUUAAUUAUCCUUAUUUUGCAUUCUUUGUUUAGUGUCUAGCAUGUAAGUCGCGUUAUUCAUAACACUUUAAUAAAGUCACUAAAAAUUUUACUUGUUUACAAAAACACAGAAACUAAAACUCGAAGUUACAAGCAAACAUCUCCAGCAACAACCACCCAACUAAUAGGCACAAUACCCAACCACAACUUGUCGCAUCUGCUCUGUAUACUCUAGUCUAUGCGUUGCCUCCACGCGCGGUCCACUACUCAGUGUACACCAAUCACCCGGCGAGCUCGCACGCCCCUCCCCACUCUCUCCUCACGCGAACUUUAACCAAACUUUACAAAACAAAAAAAUAUUUACUUUAGAAGAAAAAAACAUAUUUUUGAUACAAAAGUUAUAAAGUGAAGAAGUGCCUUUGUAGUGUAUUUUGAUAAAAGUGAUGUGACAAAACAUGAAUGGAGUUAUAGUUAAUUCGGAGGUUGGAAAAGAUGCUGCUCUUGUUGAGAGACACUCAGCAGUGGACGUGUCUAACGGUGGCAACAGAGAACAUGAGAGGAACCGGUGGCAGCCGCCAGACAGCGACAGGCUGUCUACAUACCCAGCGACAGGCGACCGCUCAACUCUCCUCCGCUCCCACGCGGCCAAGUCCGCCGAGUGCGGGCAGGGGUCGCCGCGACCGCGCCGAGCGCCGCGCGAGUCACGCCGCGUGUCGCUGGCGCAGGCCUCGGGCUAUGUGCAGCUCAACCAGUAUAGGUUGCUCGAGCCCAUUGGACAGGGCUCAUACGGGAUUGUCAAGUUAGCCUACAAUGAAGAGGAUGACACGCACUACGCAAUGAAGAUCCUCUCCAAACGCAAGUUAAUGCGGCGCGCGGGCCUGUUCGGGCGAGCACCGCCGCGACGCCCGGGGCCCGGGCCGCCGCCCGACCCACUGCAGCGGGUGUACCGGGAGAUAGCCGUGCUCAAGAAACUUGAUCAUCCUAAUGUUGUCAAGCUGGUUGAGGUACUAGACGACCCGGCAGAAGACCACCUGUACCUGGUGUUCCAGCUGCUGGAAGGUGGCCCCGUCAUCGACAUACCCACUGACAACCCACUGAGUGAACACCUCGCGAGGAAGUACAUCAGGGAUGCCCUGCUAGGGGUGGAGUACUUACACUAUCAACGCAUAGCCCACCGCGACAUCAAGCCAGCGAACCUGCUCCUCGGUGAGGGGGGGGUGCAGGUGGCAGACCUGGGCGCCUGCGGGGAGCUGGCGGCGGCCGGCAGGGUGUCCGGCACGGUGGGCACGCCGGCCUUCAGGGCUCCGGAGGCGGCUGCGCCUGCUGACAAGUACAGUGGAGAGGCAGCAGACAUCUGGUCUCUAGGAGUGACACUCUACGCGAUGGUGACGGGCAAGGUCCCCUGGGUGGGCAGUUCCGCCGUGGAGCUGCAGAGGAAGGUCCUAGCAGAACCACUGACCUACCCCCCCAGGUUUCAGCCCUCCAAGCAACUGCGGCAUCUUCUUAGUAGAAUGCUGGACAAGGAUCCUAGUACUAGGGCUAAUCUGCAAGAGGUUAAGGAUCAUGAAUGGAUAACGGACGGAGGAAAAGACCCUCUGCCUUCAGAACAGGAGAACUGCCGACUGGUAGAGGUGACGGACGAGGAUAUGGCUCAAGUCGUCACCUCCAUCCCCAACCUGUCCACGCUCAUACUCAUCAAAACUAUGCUUAAGAAGCACAGCUUUCAGAACCCCUUCCUCCGCAGUAGGGAAGGCAGCACAUCUCGAAGAGAAUCAACCAGCGCGCGUGGUGAGAACUCCGAGAAACCCACGGCAGCUACCAAGCGAGGGGGGUUGGCGAGAGCUGGCAGGUCGCUGUCUGCUCCUGGGAACUAUCUUACUGAAAGUAGGCAAUCUUCUUUCGACAUUGGCCUGGAGUCAGUCCAAGAAUCCCGCGAUCAAAGCCAGGAUGCGACCGCUAAGAGUCCGGUAGAGAAUGAGAACACAAGCGCACGGUGAUACUCUCCCCGCGCGGCGCACCCACCUGCCGCCGCCGACCAAUGGCUCGUCCGUAUUCGCAUCGUGUUCGAAUUCGACUAGCCAAUUGGAUAUCGGGAUUGCUGCCACUUUAAUCAAAGUUUUACCAGCGUAAAUAAUUCGUUCGUACUUGAAAUGCAUUGAAUUGAUAUUUUUUUAAUAAAUUUUAAAUGUAUCGUUGUCGUCAAAAUCCGAACAGCAUCAGGCUGCUAUGUGAUUUAUGUAAAAAGAAGGAGUUCCGCUGUUUCAGAUUUUGACGUCAGCUUCUAGAAGAAACUUAAACUUUUCACUUAAAAUUACUAAUUCAUUCAUCAGCUAGUCCUAUUCACUUAAUAUUGUAAAUAUUUUUAACUAACAUUUGUCCUCUUUGACUUAAACAGCACUUACUUAAAUAUUUUUAAUAAGAUAAGUAUUUAGAUUUACCACGAGGCUGCCUCGCUGUCUCGCUAGAAGCUCAAUCGGCUUAGAGCAUAUUGUGCAGCUAGAGAGCAAUAUUUACUCUAAUUCUUGUAACAUUUUACUCUUGAAUUUAUUAUAAAGUGAUGCCUCGCAUGUUCGUGUUGUAACAAACAAAAUGUUGUGCAGAACACGACAGAACCCUGGCUGUUUCAACAAGAUAAAGUGUUGCCAUGUGUAACGCGCGGGAGGCGAGGCGGCCCGGUACCGAGCAAACUUUUACAAAGGCCGUUAUACUGUAAAUAUUUAAGCAUAUUUUUAAUAUUAAUUCAUAAAAAAAUUGCUCAAUGCUUGUUUGAUAUCGUUGUACAUAUUAUAAGCUUUUAGGUUAAACAUCUGUUUUGUGAAAAUACGAACUAUUUACAAUGAGCUUAUUCAUGUUUAUAUUUCGCGUAGUCUUGAUUUUACGUAAAAUUAUAUCUCAGAGUCAAAAGCAUCCCUCGGGAUAUGAACAUUUAGAUUUUAUUACACCUACUUUAUGUGUUAGCUAGAGAUUAAAUCUCUUCUAUUUGUUCAAAAUUAUUCAUCGCUCUCGCAGAUCAGGAAAAUUUUGGAAAAUACUUUUCCUUCCCUAUUUUCCCGUAAUAUUGCCCAUUGUAACGUAUUUUGUAUUUUUACGAAACCUUUGUUUUUAAUUAUUAACAUUUUAAGUCUAGGGGUCGUUGGGCAAUUUCCAAUUUAUAUUGACGAGUAUCAAUUUAACAAUCAUUGAAAAUAUGCCAUUUGCAAUGCAGAUAUUGCCUCGUUUGAGUUUUACAUUUUCCAGAAUUUAUUUAAAUCCUCCAUAAAGGCUAUUGAUAUUGCAAUUUCGUAUGCAGGUGAGUUUUAUGAAAUGACUUGUUAAUGUGCGCGUAUUCCGGCCGCUUCUAUCGAAUAUUCUAGACCUCCGUGUACAGGGGUCGUUGGUUCAGUUUGUGGUCUGUGGUCAGUACCUAACAGAAGGAUAUGAUCCGGAAUUAUUGAUUAAACCUCAUGCGGUUGAAUAUUAGUUACGCCUAAAAUUAAAUGUUGAGUUUAAAUAAUAUUAUGCUCGUAGUAAUUGGCCCAAACCUGAUAAGUUUAUUAUGAUUUUUUUUACCAUUGACAUAGAACAAAUGUAGAUUAAAGUAAGUAGGUAUAUAUAAAAUUGCCCAAGCCCCUAGACAUUUUGCGCCCUGAGUACAGGUAACUGCGUGUAAAUAGCGAGCAGCUACGUUUAUAAGAGAUUGACCAAUUUUCACUGUCAAAUUAAUUUCAAUUAUAUUGACCAUCUAUUGAGUCGAGAGCGCAUUUAUACUCUGUGCAUUGUGACAGCCAGACGUUUAUGUCAAGCGGAAAUUAUGGCGCGAAAUACGUACAAAAUGGCGGAAGUUAUUGACAAAUUCAGGUGUUCGAUUGUGGCAAUAAUUUCGAGGAAAUUUCGCUGUUGCGGUCGAGUUUUAGUACUUAUUGAAGUAACAACGUUCCAAUGUUGUUUUUAUGUACAUUUGUGGCGUCUAUUUUGGUUUGUUUAUUUGAAUUGUGAGUAUCUCGCGAAGCGGCCAUUUCAUUGAUUUAUGAAACAAUAUUUACAAUAAGUAUCCCGCCCCUUUAUUUAAUGUUAAUCACAUUCAUGAUAGCAAUGCACAGAUUAUAAAUAAAUCAUAGAUAAGGUGCAUGUUAGUGUACAGGGUCCCGAUCACCGAAGUACUUACGAUUUUUGUGUAAAAUAAGUAAAAUAAAAAGUUUUCUAUUAAAUAUUUUAAUUAACAAAUUUGUCCAAGCUUAGAUAUUAGGUGAAAGGAAUUUUAUUGUACACGUUUUGCUGCGAUGUUCUCUGACGGACACUUUAACAUUCUUUCUCGAACGAUUUCAUGAAAUUAACUGAAAAAAAGCUUGGCUGACAAAAUGGUGUAGCUUGCAAAACUUAAAGUAGACGCUUAUUUUUAUCAUGCUUAAUUGAACUCGCUCAACUUUUAACUUCAUCACAGUUUUUAAUCCCUUAGCAGCACAGGAAAACAUUUUUGCAAUCCUGUUAGCAUUUAACCUGUAGCACAAACUCAAAGACAAUUUCUGCAUUUAAUAUUGUUUUUUAUAGAACCGAGAUAUUAUUAUAUUUAAUUAUAGUAAAAUGUUAAAGUGUCUAGCAACAUUUAAUAGCCCUCGCUAUUAAAACAGUGUUCCGAAAUAGACUAAAUAAAAAUAUAUUUUUAUUUUCCCCUUACAAUAAGUAAUUAUUGACUGUGGCAACUCAGCCAUUAACGUUUCUUUGAGGAAAAUUGAUUAAUCAAAUAUUUAACAAUAUCAAAAUAUUAAUCAAUUUAUUUCAAAGGAUUUUAUUACAAAUAUUUUGUAAUCAUCAAGAUUUAUGUUAUGAGGGUGUACAAGUAUAUCUUUGUGAAAUAUUCCAAGAUUUUAUUAACAUUUACCUCCAUGACAUUCUUGUGUUUUAGGCAUUUUGCACGCUCUGUUGGCCCGUCAAAAAUGGAGAUUAUUUCAAAUUA